Molecule: messenger RNA, 5457 nt
Organism: Volvox carteri f. nagariensis
Lineage: Eukaryota; Viridiplantae; Chlorophyta; Chlorophyceae; Chlamydomonadales; Volvocaceae
Exons: 21
Coding region: 1-5457 (1818 amino acids)
Source: RefSeq, a predicted model, not a curated record
AUGAGGGAGCAUUUGGCGCACCUAAUUUCAAACUUCGACGUGUACGACAUGGCUGUCCAACUGACGGCGCGUGUCGCUGAAGGCACUGGCGGCAGCUGCAGCGGCGCGGCCAGGUGGCCGCCACCCCCUGGGCCUUCUGACUCCCUCUUCCAGGUCCUGAUUCCAAAUGAGUGGCCAUCGGUCACCACUGUUGCCAGCUCCGCCAGCUCUACCUCCUCGGCCUCGGUCUCCGUGUCCAGCAGCGUCCGUACAGCUACCGGGGUGGGAGCCGACGCAGCCGAGCUGUGGGCUUCGUCGCUUCCCUCGCGGGUGAUGGCGCUGUUCAUCGCGACCAUGCAGCUGGUGGAGCUGGCCAAGGAGGAUUACUUGGGUGUUGACAGCGAUAUGGAGGAGGCAAAGGAGCAGGGGGAGGGGAAGGAGGGGCGACAGCGGUUGGCGGCUCUUACGGGGCGGCGGUUGUUGGACCAGGCGGUUGUACUGCUGGACGCGCUGGUCAGGUAUUGCGGUGGCCCCUCCCUGCUGUACUCGGAGCUCGAACUGCUGGCCUACCUCGUGUACGGGACGAAGGCUGUCCUCACCUCCGUCGCAAUGCUGUGCCGUGUAGCGCGCCGUAUAGCGGUGAUGGCGUCUCCGCCGUACCUGCGACGCAUCUUGCACAUGGGUACGAUGAUUUCGUUUAUUAAGUUCAUUGAAGACGCGCCGGUGUCCGGGGACGUGGCGUCAGCGGCGAUGGAGGCGGUGGGGCGGGCGCUAGGCAAGGCUAGCGUGCGUUUGCGUCCGUUUGACAGUCGGCGGCGAGUGCUGGAUGCCAUACGCACGGAAGCGGCGGAGGCACUGGAGCAGCGGAGGCAGCGUACGGCAGCGAGUGCACCCCCGGGACGGGAACACGACAGCGCGGGGGCCGCUCUGCAGAGCCUGCUGUCCAGUGUGCUGGGUACGCUACCUGAGACGGUUCAGUCGGUGUGGGACGCGGAGGGGCGGAGGCGAGCGGCAAGAGCAGGAGGGCGCGACGGUGAGGCGGCCGCCGGCGAUGAUGAGGAUGGGGACGACGUGUUGAAGCUACACGGCGCUGCGAGGGACGAGCAACUGCCCGUACGACGGCGCAUGGCCAGGUUGCUCCUGGAUUUGGCUCAAGGGACCCUAGGUGGGUUCAGGAUGUUGGUGUCCGGUCGUAACGCCAUGUCGUACACGGCUGUCGUCGCUGCCUGCGACGGCGGCGAGGGCGCCGCUGAGGCUGGGGCUGAGGUUGCUGCCGCGUUGGCUGACGCGCAGUCCGUGUUCGAGGACAGCAGUGCUGGCGGUCGGGCACUGGGCCCCGUGACGAUUCAGACGAUCGAAUCUAGAAAGCUAACCGAUAUCGUGGCCGCAUCUGGCCAGGUACGGCACUCCAACGCGGUUCUUUGGGCCCUAUGCUUUGAUUUGGCGCCAGCGAUGCUGGAGUCAGCAAUUGCGGUCAACGGCAAUGAGUUCACGGAUAGUGGUAAUGGUGGUGGUGGUGGUGGUGGUGAUGGUGCCGCGAGGUGGCCUGAAGGCCGGGACUUCAUUGUCGUACCCAUCGUACGUCCCGUACUGGCCGGAGGGCCGCUAGAUGACCCGCUUGCUGCCUACGAGUUUCGUGUGCACACCGCCGUGGCGCGUAGAGAGGAGUCCCGGAGCGCUGUCCCCUCCACGACACCGACAGCAUCACGAAGUGGAGGUGCAGGUGGAGGUACGAUGGGUGGCAGCGGGUCGGAGGCGGGAAAGGAUACGUACGAUGACGAUGAUGACGGGGGCCGCGGCGGCGGCGGGGGCGGCGGCGUGGGGCCAGGUACCCCCCAGCUCGCUGGGGGAAGCUGCGGGCUGUCAGGGCGGGGCGGGAGGGGGAGGGGGAGGCGGCAGGACCCCAUUCCCGACGUGGUCAAGCCCUUUGACGAUGGCGAUGAUUCUUGUGGAUCAAGAACCGCGGCCACUUCCACCUCCUCCUCCUCCUCGUUCUCCCAUCGCGAGCGGGUCAAGGGCCCACAGGGGGUUCGUUCGGAAAGCAGCAAAAGCGCCAGCAGCGGCGCCAACGGCGAUAGCGGCAGCUACAGCAGCAGCAGAAGCUCCGCCACGACUUGGUCCUACCCGACAUCCGCGGCGCCAACAGAAACCGAAACCACAAGCGCAACCGCCACAACCACUUUCCGGCUCCGUACUCACUGGCGGCAGCGCCGGGCGCACGCGGUCAACUGGGCCUUGUGCUGCUGGCUGGGCCUUACUGACCCCAAGCAGAAUGAGCUGGACCAGGAGCUGGCGGUCCACUGCGGCCUUUCUGGCAGCCAGGCUGGCGCCUCCGCGGAGAGCCGCGCCUGCAGGAAGUUGUUGGAGGGGGCGCUGGCCGGGGUUACACUGGACGAACGGAUACUGGUUCCGGAGCGGCUGAUUUUGUUGGUUCUUGAGUGCCAGUGCGGGCACCCCGAGCGGGUGCUGGUGUUGCCGAAUGCGCUGCCGGGGGCGUGCGAGAGGUGUGGGGGUGUGAGUGUCACUGGUCUGCUGCUACGGCUGCUGCAACUGCUGUGGCUGCAGUGGCGGCUGUGCGUUACCUGCGGGGCGUGUGGGUUUGCGAUGCUGUGCGGCCGUCGACAUCGGGAGGGCCCGGACCAGCUUCGCAAGGGCGGCCGGGAGCGCUUGCGGCAAGCAAGAUGCUAUGCGCCGCAUCGUCGGGCUGCGGCCACGUCGGCCGCAACAUCUGCAUUUCGUAAACGGGACAAAUUGAUCAUGGAAAUUGAAGAAUGGAGAAAAUUUGCAUGCCUGGAAAGGUUAUACAGCCGAACUAAGUACCAAUUAUACCUUGAAUCCCAGCAGCUGGCGGCGGACCUGUCGGGACGCAGGCGUCCAAAUGGUGCCACCCAUGCGGAGCCUGGCUGUGCUGAGAACGCGAGGUCAAAAGAGGACGAUGUUUUGGCUGCCACGGCGCAGUCGAGGCACUUAGUUGAGCUGGGGCGGCGCCUGCACAGCACUGCGUUGGGUUUGGACGUGUACGGCAUGGCAACGCAGCUGCUGGCACUUACCACUGCUGCCGCAAAGGGCCCCGCCCCGCCUACCACCUUUGAUUCUAUAUUUGCGUUCUACCAGCCGGAGGCGGUUCUCUCCUCCGUGAGCACCACGAACACCGCCAGCGCCUCCGCCGCCAGCUCUACCUCCUCGGCCUCGGUCUCCGUGUCCAGCAGCGUCCGUACAGCUACCGGGGUGGGAGCCGACGCAGCCGAGCUGUGGGCUUCGUCGCUUCCCUCGCGGGUGAUGGCGCUGUUCAUCGCGAUCAUGCAGCUGGUGGAGCUAGCCAAGGAGGAUUACUUGGGUGUUGACAGCGACAUGGAGGAGGCAAAGGAGCAGGGGGAGGGGAAGGAGGGGCGACAGCGGUUGGCGGCUCUUACGGGGCGGCAGUUGUUGGACCAGGCGGUUGUACUGCUGGACGCGCUGGUCAGGUAUUGCGGUGGCCCCUCCCUGCUGUACUCGGAGCUCGAACCGCUGGCCUACCUCGUGUACGGGACGAAGGAAAGCUUCGCAAAUGACAACGUGUUUCUGGAAGCCGUCGGCGUGCACCAGAACUGUGGCGGCGCCGCCGGUUGUACGACAUCCUCAUCCACCGCCGCCGCCACCCCUCCCCAGAAAGCCGUCCUCACCUCCGUUGCCGUGCUGUGCCAUGUGGCGCGCCGUAUCGCGAUGACGUCACCUCCGCUGUCCUUGCCGCGGGCCACUCAGAUCGGUUCCUGGCGGAUUCCCGUCACGCGGGCUGUUGAGGUACCGCUGCCGGACUACCUGGUGCGCAGGGUGACGGCAGAUCUGGGCCGCGUGAUAGGACAUGCUCUCGCGCACUUGCAUACCGCCGACGCCCGGCAACAGGUGCUGGAUGUCGUACGACGGGAAGCGGCGGAGAUGCUGAACCGGCGGCGGCAGGCCUUGAAUGCGCGGCCUGCGGGGACGACGGUCGGCGACGGCGGCGGCCUCUCAGAGGCCACCCAGCGCUGGCGGCUGCUGAAGCAGCAGCAGCAACCGCAGGAUAGAGGCGACGACGAGGGAGGCGGCGGCCGUGGCGGCGCAUUGGGCGCUGCAGCGGGCAGCAACGUAGUCCGCGUGCAGCGGCUCGUGCGGGAAAUUGAUGAGAUUGAGGCGGCUAUGUCCGUUGCCGUGCUGCUGCAUAAAAUGCUGGGUACGCUACCUAAGACGGUUCAGUCGGUGUGGGACGCGGAGGGGCGGAGGCGAGCGGCAACAGCAGGAGGGCGCGACGGUGAGGCGGCUGGCGGCGAUGAUGAGGAUGGGGACGACGUGUUAAAGCUACACGGCGCUGCGAGGGACGAGCAACUGCCCGUACGACGGCGCAUGGCCAGGUUGCUCCUGGAUUUGGCUCAAGGGCGGCGCAAGACGGUGGUGGCGGACGGUCCUGGCGCAUUGUCGUGGAUUCUCUCAGCCGCCGCCGUAUUGGGCCGGUUUAACUGGGUGACGAGCAGGACUAUAGCAGGUUGCGGCACCUCUGGGGGCGCUGGCGGCACUGCCGCCGCCGCCGCCGCCACUGGACCUGACGGCGCCGGAGACCCGGAGCCGCGGGCUGCCAUAGCGGCGGCAACGGCGGCGCCGCUGUCGUCGCUGGACUUCGGUAGGUCUGUAGGUGACUUCACCACUGCGGGCCUGGGGCCGGUGAUGCUGGUGGAUCUGAAGGUUUCGGAGCUGCGGCGGCGGCCCCAGCUGGGUCUGAGGCAGGGCAGCGUGGACCUUUGGGUGCCCUGCACUGAUGUACGGCAGCUGGGGACCCAGUGCACGGUUUGGUUCCAGGGGGAUGAAUUGGAAAACCGUGCUUCUUCUCGCCGCUUUGCGAGGGAGCUGCAGUGGAAGCUGGACGAGUGGCACGGCGCGGUGCUGAGUCCUUUACAGGGAGCAGGAGGGGGAGGGGGAGGACUGGAUGCGCUGCUGGCCGUCCUGGCCCAGGUGUGCUGCCUUCAUUUCCCCUUCACCGCUGGACCUGAAUCCGUGCUCACAGCUGGAGCCGUAGGCCGUGUUCGCACGCAGUUCUUGGAUCGAGGCCGGGACUUCGUUGUCGUACCUGUCGUAGAACCGCUUCCGGCCGAGCAAUCCUGCAUGGACUUGCUUGGGCCCCUGGAGGUUCGCUUGCGGGGGGCCAUGCUUCGUCCUUACUGGCGGCAGCGGCGGGCGCUGGUCCUCAACUGGGCCUUAUGCUGCUGUACGGGACUUAUUGGGUCGGAUAAUCUGGUGACCUCCCGGCAGCGUCGGGAGCUGGAUGGGCUGAUGAGGCGGGAGAGGACUGGCGAGGUGGCGGAUGACGGCGAGGUGGCCGGUAACCCGGAGAGGGUAGCCAGGGAGCGCAGGCGGGCGUUGCUUGUGGAGCACUGUUUGGGGCCGGUGUUGGAUGUACGGCACCUGGUUUCCGACCGUCUAAUAAUUGUCGUACUGGAGUGUCGUCCGGGUAAUGAGACGUCAGGGUAG